AGAGUUGUCUCCUUGGUGAGCAGUCCCAAGUUAAGCUUAGGAGCUCCUCUCCUUCUUCUUCACCCUCCUCCCCCCACUCCGCCAAAUCCGCCAUUACUUCACCUGCAAACUCCAUCUUCGACGGAAAUUUCGAGAGACCCAGUACCAGAAUUUGACCCCAUUCUCUCUCUUUCUCUCUCUUCAUGCCCAACAUUUCUCUCUCCUCUGCCUCUGAAAUUUGAUGGACUCCCUCAUUCCCUUCCAAGACCUCAACCUCCUCCCUGACCCUCCCAUCUCCUCCUCCUCCACCGCCGCCACUCACCUCGUGACCCCCAAAAUCGAGCCCAAGACCGAGCCAUUCGACGAGCCACCGCCUCCACCGGCCCCCACCCAACAACCUCAGCCACCUCAUCUUCAACCUCAGCAGCAAGAACCCCAGCAUUUUGCCGAGGAGUCCCCCUCGCCGCCCGGGGAAGACAGCCUCUACACCGAGUUCCACCGCGUCUCCGAGCUCUUCCGUACUGCCUUCGCCAAGGGCCACCGCAGGUACGGCGACGUCGACGGGGUUGAUCCCGAUUCCCGGGCCAUCGUCCCCUUCAAUCCCGAGGAGACCAGUCAGCUUGCCACCGUAGUCAAGCCGAGGAUCAGCUACAAGCGCUCCUCGGAGCUCGUCAGGGUGACCGAUCUCGGGCUCGAAGACGAGAGGUAUUUCCGCGAUCUGGUUCGCCGGACCCGCAUGACGUUCGACGGGGUGCGCAUUCUCUCGAUGGCCGACGGAAGCAGCGGUAAGAGAGUGCGAGGCGAUUUGAUCGCUGCUUCUCUUAUGAGGAAUCGCGGGUUGUGGCUAAAUCGUGACAAAAGGAUAGUUGGGUCAAUCCCUGGGAUUUGUGUGGGCGACAUCUUCUUUUAUAGGAUGGAGCUGGUGGUGGUCGGAUUACAUGGUCAGACUCAAGCUGGUAUCGAUUACUUGCCGGCUAGUCAGAGCUCCAAUGGUGAGCCGAUCGCCACCAGUGUUAUUGUAUCGGGUGGGUAUGAGGAUGAUGAGGAUAGUGGUGAUGUGAUUAUAUACACUGGUCAUGGAGGGCAAGAUAAGUUCAGCAGGCAAUGUGUGCACCAGAAGUUGGAAGGCGGAAAUCUGGCGCUGGAGAGGAGCAUGCGCUAUGGAAUCGAGUUGAGGGUCAUUAGAGGGAUUAGAUAUGAAGGCGGGAUAACGAGCAAGGUUUAUGUUUAUGACGGGUUGUAUAGGAUUAUGGAUUGUUGGUUUGAUGUGGGUAAAUCCGGUUUCGGUGUUUUCAAGUACAAGCUGGUGAGAAUCGAGGGGCAACCAGAAAUGGGUAGUGUGACGAUGAGGCUUGCUAAGAGUCUUAGGAGUAGUCCAUUGUCAGUAAGGCCGGCUGGGUACUUGAGUCUUGAUAUGUCCAUGAAGAAGGAGAAUGUACCGGUGCUUCUAUUCAAUGAUAUCGACACUGAUAAUGAGCCGCUGUAUUAUGAUUAUCUAGUCAGGUCUGUGUACCCCCCUUUUGUUCUCCACCAGAAUCGGAAUGCUACCGGGUGUGAAUGCAUAUCCGGUUGCGCAGAAGGUUGCUUUUGUUUUUUGAAGAAUGGGGGUGAGUUUCUUUAUGAUCAAAAUGGGCUUCUUUUGAAAGGGAAGCCGAUUAUUUUCGAGUGUGGAGCCUUCUGCAAGUGCCCACCAGCCUGUCGGAAUCGAGCGACUCAAAGAGGGUUGAAGCAUAGGUUUGAGAUAUUUAGGUCGAGAGAGACGGGUUGGGGUGUGAGGUCCUUGGAUUUGAUACAAGCCGGUGCUUUCGUUUGCGAAUAUGCAGGGGUUGUGCUCACCAGAGACCAAGCCCAAAUUUUCACAAUGAAUGGUGAUACACUUAUUUAUCCCAGUAGGUUUCCUGCGAAAUGGGAAGAAUGGGGUGACUUAUCGCAGAUUUUUCCUUCCUAUGUACGCUCUUUAUACCCCUCAGCUCCUCCUCUGGAUUUCGCAAUGGAUGUGUCUAAAAUGAGGAAUGUUGCUUGUUACAUUAGCCACAGCACCAAGCCCAAUGUACUUGUGCAGCGUGUUCUAUAUGAUCACAACAAUAUCUCCUUCCCUCACCUAAUGUUGUUUGCGAUGGAAAAUAUUCCUCCUUUGGCAGAGCUUAGCCUGGAUUAUGGAGUGUCUGAUGAAUGGACGGGAAAGCCUCUGCUGUUGACUGAAGGAUCUGGGUGAUCUAAGUGGAAUUAGGAUAUUUUAACAUGUACAUAGGUUUUGGAGGAUUUAUGCAUACAUCAGCGCAGCAGCACAGUUCUGAGGCUCUUACUCAGUGAGACCUGGCUCUCCAGUUUUGCCGCAGACAAUACUCGCUGUGGAAACAAAGUCGCAGAAGUCGAAAACUAAAGAAAAAGGACUCCCUGCGAUAUACACAUUCUCGGGUUUUUGCUGUCCUUUUUUAGUUGCAAGAUCGAAGUCGACACUGGAUUCGCAGAGUAAGAGUUUAUCUUUGGUGGACUGUGGGACCCGGUGCAUCAGGCACGUGCUCUCUCUCGGAUCAAUGUCUGUCUGUACACGUGACUUAGUCGGAUGGUGAUCAGGUACCUGAUGUGCCGUGCUCCAGGUCCGCGCGAAUUUCAGGCGAGGAUGACGAUCUUCUCGUGUUGGGGCUCAGCUUAGGUGUGCUCCUGCUCGAUGGACUUUUUUAACUUGUAGUCUUUUGCGUCUGUUAGUAUGUUGAUAUUUUCUGGUGAACUUUGGGGGGGGAUUAAUCGGUUGCCCUACCAGUUAUAUACUUGUGUGUGUGUAUGUAUGUAUAUAUCUGAAAUAGUAUAUGAUGUACAGUUGUUGCA
Molecule: messenger RNA, 2808 nt
Organism: Rhodamnia argentea
Lineage: Eukaryota; Viridiplantae; Streptophyta; Magnoliopsida; Myrtales; Myrtaceae
Product: histone-lysine N-methyltransferase family member SUVH2-like
Exons: 2
Coding region: 221-2194 (657 amino acids)
Cellular component (GO): nucleus
Molecular function (GO): histone methyltransferase activity; protein binding; zinc ion binding
Source: RefSeq, a predicted model, not a curated record